CAUGUUUGUUUUCCAAGAUGUCGGGGCAUGAUCCGCUGGUGAUGUGUCUCUGUGAAAUAACGAGGCUGCUGUGGAGGCUGCUGCUGCCGCUGCUGCUGCUCUGCUCGCUGCUGGUCGCCCUGCUGCUGCUGCUGCUGCUGGCGGUGCGCCUCGUGCUGCAGAGCUUCCGGAAGGCCCUGCGGGCGCGAGACGGCCGGCCCGCCGUGGCCUUCUUCCACCCGUACUGCCACGCCGGCGGCGGCGGGGAGAGGGUGCUGUGGUGCGCCGUCAGGGCGCUGCAGAACAGGUACCCCGACGUGAACUUCGUGGUGUACACGGGCGACCAGGGGGUCACGGGUCAGCAGAUCCUGGCGGGGGCGCAGCAGCGCUUCAACAUCGUCCUCCCGCGCCCGGUGCAGUUCGUGUUCCUGAAGCACCGCCUGCUGGUGGAGCCCAGCCUGUUCCCCCACUUCACCCUGCUGGGGCAGAGCGUGGGCUCCAUCUUCCUGGGGUGGGAGGCGCUGACGUCGUUCGUGCCGGACGUUUACGUCGACUCCAUGGGCUACGCCUUCACCCUGCCUCUGUUCCGCUACCUGGGGGGGUGCAGCGUGGCGAGCUACGUCCACUACCCCACCAUCAGCACUGACAUGCUGGCCGUCGUGAGGGAGCGGAACCCCAGGUUCAACAACCCGGACUUCGUCUCCAACAGUCUGUUCCUGAGCGCCGUCAAGCUGCUGUACUACUGCCUGUUCGCCCUGCUGUACGGCAUGGCCGGCUCCUGCAGCCACCUCGUCAUGGUCAACUCGUCCUGGACCCUGGACCACAUCCUGUCCCUGUGGCGCUGCCCCGGCCGCACCAGCGUGGUCUACCCGCCCUGCGACGUCCGCGCCUUCCUGGACGUCCCGCUGGAGGAGGACGGCGACAGGAAGUGCCACUCCGUCGUCUCCGUCGGGCAGUUCCGGCCCGAGAAGGACCACCGGCUGCAGAUCCGGGUCUUCAAGAAGGUCCUGGACCGCAGGAGGGAGGGACUGAGCGGCAGGGAGGCGGUGAAGCUGGUCCUGGUGGGCGGCUGCAGGAACCAGGAGGACGAGGACCGGGUGCGCCUGCUGAGGGGCCUCUGCCAGGAGCUGGGCGUCGCCGACAGGGUGGAGUUCAAGCUGAACGUGCCGUUCGAGGAGCUGAAGAGAGAGAUGGAGGAGGCGACCAUCGGGCUGCACACCAUGCGGAACGAGCACUUCGGAAUCGGAGUGGUGGAGUGCAUGGCGGCCGGGAAGGUCAUCCUGGCCCACAAGUCCGGCGGCCCCCAGCUGGACAUCGUCGUCCCGUUCGAGGGCGGCCAGACCGGCUUCCUGGCGGACGACGAGGACGGCUACGCGGACGCCAUCGAGAGGAUCCUCGCCCUGCCGCCCGCCGGCCGGCUGAACAUCAGACGCAACGCCCGGCAGUCGGUGGCUCGCUUCUCCGACCAGGAGUUCGAAGCCUGCUUCCUGGCUGCCAUGGAGCCGCUGAUGGGAACGCUGCGGCGGUGAGACGAGGCGGGACUGAGUCCGGGGGAUGCUGGGAACUCUGCUGAUGCACAGGAACAGACAGUCAUGUUUUCAGGGACUUCAGUCUUUCCCACAGACAUUUGAAAGAACCUUAAAAACUAUUUUAGCGUCACAGUUUUAGGACGUUUCUUCAUCUAACUGAUUUUCCCUGAAGCAGAAGAGAUUCCGUUGAUGUGCAAAGAAAUACUGUGAAUGAGUUCAGUGCACUGUUUACACGAUGUCGAAUGUUUCAAAGGUCCAGACUGUGAGCUAUUUUCAUUUCGCAGGAUGAUUGUAUGUGAUGUUUUUUUCCAUUCCUGUUGUGGUUUAUCAGACAAUCUUGUGAAACCGAAUAAAACAUUCCUGAUGUGAUCUGUGCGUUUGUCG
Messenger RNA from Salarias fasciatus (jewelled blenny), 1892 nucleotides. RefSeq names its product GDP-Man:Man(3)GlcNAc(2)-PP-Dol alpha-1,2-mannosyltransferase-like. Bases 18 to 1508 code for a protein of 496 amino acids. Gene Ontology annotation, cellular component: endoplasmic reticulum membrane. Gene Ontology annotation, biological process: protein N-linked glycosylation; dolichol-linked oligosaccharide biosynthetic process. The transcript is spliced from 5 exons. The record is from RefSeq and is a predicted model, not a curated record. Gene Ontology annotation, molecular function: GDP-Man:Man(3)GlcNAc(2)-PP-Dol alpha-1,2-mannosyltransferase activity. Lineage: Eukaryota; Metazoa; Chordata; Actinopteri; Blenniiformes; Blenniidae.